This is a messenger RNA of Batrachochytrium dendrobatidis JAM81, 321 nucleotides long. RefSeq lists its product as uncharacterized. The record is from RefSeq and is a predicted model, not a curated record. The coding region runs from base 1 to 321 and encodes 106 amino acids. Lineage: Eukaryota; Fungi; Chytridiomycota; Chytridiomycetes; Rhizophydiales. The transcript is spliced from 2 exons.
AUGCCUGCUAUUUAUCAGAUUUAUAUGAAAGUGAAAGUUGAAAAUUUGCGAGGUUUGAAACUAUACGAUGCUAAAUUCCAAAUCCAGCCUGCUUCUACCUGUCUUGGCACCAAUCCCUACACCUCAGUAGUAUCUGUUCCUAUUCCUGCAGUGGGUCCAAACACUGGUCGCAAGACUGGAUCACAGAUUGCACUUCCUACCAACCGAAAUACUGGCCCCAAUUCCAAGUCUGCUGGUAUACUUGGUCAGUCUCCAACUACUGCAAGCCUUGUGGCUGGACUAUCUGUGUUGGCCUCACUAGGUCUGCAAUCAAUUUGUUAG